Molecule: messenger RNA, 411 nt
Organism: Aureobasidium uvarum
Lineage: Eukaryota; Fungi; Ascomycota; Dothideomycetes; Dothideales; Saccotheciaceae
Source: the annotation of a GenBank genome assembly
AUGAGAGCCGUGAAGAAAGUUCUCAUUCCGAAGAUCUGCGAUAUACUCAGAGACUUCCUGACCUCGCCCGAAGACGAGGCAUUCAUGCCUCUGCUCCGCCAACUUGUCAAAGCAACGGUUGCAGACACGACUCAAGCCAUAGACGACAAACACCUCGAUCUUCUUAAUCACGUCGUCACACAUUGCACCAGCAGUUCUCCCACCGAUCCUUCAGAGAUCACGAGCAUAACCAGACCUAUCCUGAGGAUACUGAUGAAACACCGUUGCAGAUUGGCAACGGAAACCCAUAGCCGGAUGCAAAGAGACAUCGACAGCAUGGCUAUGAGAAGAGACAUGGAGAGACUGCGUGUCAUAUACGCAGAGAUGUUGUUGUUCGAAGCGCAGGCCGAGGAAGGUCAGAACGAUCAGUAG